UCCGGUUACUCCAAACCGUGUCCGGUUUGAUUUCGCUUAUUAAUGGCGCCAACACUCUCUUAAAGGCGGCGAAAAUCGCCGGCGACUGAAGAAAGCUUUCACUCGCGACGACGGUGAUGGAGACGUCGAGGCUACCGUUGUCGUCUUCGAUUAGAGGAAAGCUGAUAUCCGCCGGUUACACUUCUCUGUCGUCGAUUUCAUCCGUCUCCUCCACCGAUCUCGCUCGAGAUGUUAAAAUAACAGAGAGUGAAGCAUUUGAGAUUUUGAAGAUGGCAAAUCAAAUCAGCGGAUCAAGCUCUUGCAAUGGAAGAAGCUCUUCUCUCGUAAAUGGAGCAAGGAAUGCUUGGGAUAUGCUUAACGAGGAGGAAGCUUUGCCGCGGAUCACUACGUCUUGUUCUGAUCUUGAUAAGAUCUUGGGUGGUGGAAUCAGCUGCAGGGAUGUUACAGAGAUUGGUGGUGUACCUGGUAUUGGCAAGACUCAGAUUGGGAUACAGCUCUCUGUGAAUGUUCAGAUUCCUCGCGAGUUUGGUGGUCUUGGAGGAAAAGCGAUAUACAUCGAUACAGAAGGUAGCUUCAUGGUGGAGCGUGCUCUACAGAUAGCACAAGCUUGUGUGGAGGACAUGGAAGAAUACACUGGAUACAUGCACAAACAUUUUAAAGCGAGUCAAGUGCAGAUGAAACCUAGAGAUAUCUUGGAGAACAUAUUCUACUUCCGUGUCUGCAGUUACACCGAGCAGAUCGCAUUGGUCAAUCAUCUCGACAAGUUCAUCUCCGAAAAUAAAGAUGUAAAAGUGGUAAUCGUAGACAGUAUCACGUUUCAUUUCCGUCAGGACUUUGAUGACUUAGCCCAGAGGACACGAGUGCUUAGCGAAAUGGCUUUGAAGUUUAUGAAGCUUGCCAAAAAGUUCUCUCUUGCUGUUGUGUUAUUAAACCAGGUGACCACAAAGUACACCGAAGGCUCGUUUCAGUUAGCCCUUGCGUUAGGUGAUAGCUGGUCUCAUUCGUGUACCAACAGAGUGAUUCUGUAUUGGAACGGUGAUGAGCGUUAUGCGUAUAUCGACAAGUCCCCUUCGCUUCCUUCGGCUUCCGCUUCGUACACUGUAACUGGUAGAGGUCUAAGAAACUCCUCAUCAAGUAGCAAGCGUGUCAAGAUGAUGUAAAGACACAACACAACACAAGCACAUGGAGUACGCUUUCAACACAACACAACACAAGCACAUGGAGUACGCUUUCUACGGUCUAAUUUACUGCGUGUCACGAUGAUGUAAAGACACAACACAAGCACGUGAGUAAGCUUUCUACGGUUUAGUUUUGAUUUUGAUUGAAGAGAGUGGUUUGACCGGUCAAUAUCAAAACCGGGAUAAGAGUUGGUGGCUUAUUAGUGACUAAAUGAUGGAGUAAUAUAUUUCUUAAAUCUAAAGCAAUUAUGUUCUGUU
This is a messenger RNA of Brassica napus (rape), 1436 nucleotides long. Its product is annotated as DNA repair protein RAD51 homolog 3. The transcript is spliced from 8 exons. Bases 117 to 1160 code for a protein of 347 amino acids. The record is from RefSeq and is a predicted model, not a curated record. Gene Ontology annotation, biological process: reciprocal meiotic recombination; DNA repair; meiotic DNA recombinase assembly. Gene Ontology annotation, cellular component: replication fork; Rad51C-XRCC3 complex; Rad51B-Rad51C-Rad51D-XRCC2 complex. Gene Ontology annotation, molecular function: crossover junction DNA endonuclease activity; four-way junction DNA binding; ATP binding. NCBI's taxonomy places the organism in Eukaryota, Viridiplantae, Streptophyta, Magnoliopsida, Brassicales, Brassicaceae.